This is a messenger RNA of Linum trigynum, 1995 nucleotides long. The record is from the annotation of a GenBank genome assembly. NCBI's taxonomy places the organism in Eukaryota, Viridiplantae, Streptophyta, Magnoliopsida, Malpighiales, Linaceae.
GGACACUACUUAACUUAGUUAUUAUUUAUUAUUGUAAUUACUUAUUAUCGGUAGUGGCUUCGAUCAUGGAUGUAGUGGCCCCUUGUUUGUAGCUACAUACGUUAGCUUUCUGUUGAAGAGAGGUUAUUUAACACACCUCUCCUACCUAAUACAAACUACAUCAUUCAAGCCUAAUCAAGUCUCCACAUGGUAUCAGAGCACGCGCUCGAAUUUCCUUAACAAACCCUUUCUUCAAAUCUCGAUUCCCUUCUCUUCUCGUCUACCUCAUUCUCUCUCCUAUCUCAAUCAAUCUUCUCUCUUCACUAAUCUUCAUACAAAUAUUUCCCAAACAGUCGUUGCACUCUUCUCCUUGCCCACUGCAAUUAUGGCUGAAAACUCUGGUGAAACGGUGAUCAACCUUGAUGAUGCCAACACUAUCAUCACCCUCAACCCGGCGGCCCAGCUACUCACCAAGCUUACCAGUGAUAACUUCCCCACAUGGUGUGCCUAGUUGUUUACCCUUCUUCGAGGGCUUGACCUGAUGAAGUUCCUCAAUGGAACUCAUCCUGCACCUGCUGCUACGACCACUCCCGCUGUCCACAUGCAUUGGUUCAGGCAAGAUCAAUUAAUUAUUUACUCUAUUCUUGCCUCAAUGUCCCAGGGUGUCUCUCCUUAUGUCUCUGCAGCUGAGUCCUCACAAGAGGCCUAGAAGACCUUAGAACGUAGGUUUGUGAGUCAUUCCCGUAAACGAAUCAUUAGCCUUAAAGAAAAACACAAUCGUGAGGUCCAAAGCACAAGUCUGGUCUCGGCUUAUCUUCAGGCUACGCAAACCACUGCUGUUGAGUGGGCUCUUGUCAGUGACCCGUUUGCUAAUGAAGAUCUAAUCCUUUAUGUUCUUCGAGGGCUGCGUGAUGAGUAUGGCUAAAUUGGUUACGUCACAACUUAUCCAACGCUCAUACCUCCGCCUUCUCUACUGGUCGUGGGCGUAGCUAGUCUCGGCCCUCUGGCGGAUCUCGUCGUGGCUCGCCAACACCACACUCUUAUGCCUUCGACUACUACCCUCGCCAACCGGCUAGUCUCCGGUCUCUGCGCGGCCCAUCGUCUUCACGUGCCCCACCAGGUUACUCCUCCAGUCCUCCUGCUCAGUCCCUCCUUGAUCGCCAUCAGCCUCUUUGUCAAUUUUGCGAUAAACCUGACCACACAGCUAAAGAGUGCUACCGCAUCAGAGGCCUCCCUCAAGUUCAUCACACUUCGACGACCCCAUCCUCUUCCGGCUGGCUACUUGACUCCGCCGCCACCAAUCAUAUGACGCCAGACCUUGGCAAUCUCUCAUUGUAUACCGAUUAUAAUGGUUCGGACGAGGUUCUUAUCGGCGAUGGGUCAGGUUUGACUAUUUCUCACAUUGGCAACUCCCAUUUAACUUCUCCGAUGACACGUUUGGCUCUGCAUAAUGUGUUGUGUGUUACUGCUAUCAAGCGGCGUCUACUCUCUGUUGAUCAGCUUUGUAAAUCUAAUCCGGUGUCUGUGAUAUUCUUUUCUGAUUUUUUUGUUAGGAAGGAUCUAGCAACGGGGGCACAUCUACUGCGAGGCCAUAAUAAGGGCGACGUCUAUGAGCUACCCGGUGGAUACUCAACUUGUUCGGCUGGCAAUUAUAGGCGUCCAAAGCAUCGUGGACAACCUGGCACAAUUGGCUGGACCAUCCUCACCAAAAGCUUCUUUCCCGUAUCUUGCGUAACCAAUCUGUUCCUGUUUUCUCUUUGUCAUCUUCGUCUUGCGAAUCUUGCUCGUUUCAUAAAAGUCACAAACUUCCAUUUUCAAUUUCUAGUCUAUCCAGUACUCGACCGUUUGAUUUGUUAUAAAUGGAUGUUUGGGGACCUUCCCCUGUUCUUUCUCAUGAAAAAAAUUCCUACUAUUUAGUCAUUGUUGAUCAUUCCAUCCGCUAUACCUGGCUUUAUCCCCUGUCUUGCAAAUCUGAUGUUCAUCACAUUUUUUUACCUAUAAAAACAUGAUUGAAAA